CCUUCUUAGUCCUGCUAUAUAUCAUUGCUGAUAGAUGAAAAUGCAAGGUUUUAAUUGGUAAAGAAUGCGAUAGUUAUUUUCUACUAACUCUAUGCUUACAAACUUAAAUUUCUCAUUUGGCAACUUUUUUGUUAUUUUAUAGGAAAAUUAAAAAUGUUCAACAAUACCAAUAUCUUAUUUACCCUUUUUCUUUUGUCCCUCACGUGGUUUUACCCCCCUGCUUACCCAUGUCCUACGAAAGAUGCCUGCACCAAGGAGGAAGUCAGAAUAAAGUAAACCUCAAAAUCCAAGCAACCUUCAGGUUUUUGCAUUCACCCCCGUUUCAAUUUGUUAAUAAGCUUAGCUUUUGUAUAUGUAUGGUUGCUUUGCCUAUAAAGCAAUCCAAAAGAAUUGCAAUGAGCACCCUUUCCAGCUACCUUCAGCUUUGAAACAUCAUCCCCUUUGUCCUCUACAGCAACAGACCUUUCCUGUUUUCAAGAGUUAUUCUAAACUGUGCCUAUAAGAUUGAUUUAAAGACAAAAGCAGGGAAGUUUAAACAGAGGUACAAGGUAUUAAUAUGGCAGAGGAUUUAGCAAUUAAUAUAGAAGAAUUGGCAGCUUCUUUAGAGAAUGUAAUUUCUGAUGAUUUAUACAUGUCUCCUAAUUGUUGCAUCUUUGAAACACCUAAAAUACUCUCCAGGCACAAUGAAAAAGCUUACAUCCCCAAUGCAUUUGCCAUUGGUCCAUUCCACCAUGGCCAAGAAAAUCUUAAACGCACAGAGAAAAUCAAGUACAAGUAUUUGCGAGGCCUCAUCUCUAGAGCACAAAAUCCAAAACAAAAGAUGAGGGAAUUCAUCAGAGAAAUCACCAAAAUGGAAGAAAAAGUUCGUCUGUGCUAUGCUGGACUAGUAAAUUACAAAAGAGAAGAGUUUGUGAAAAUGUUGAUUGUUGAUGGUUGCUUCCUCAUUGAGCUUUUUCGUAGAGAUGGCAUAUUGGUCCCUCGAGACGAAGAUGACCCAGUAUUCACCAUGUCUUGCUUGCUUCAAUUUCUGUAUCAUGAUUUGAUUUUGCUAGAAAAUCAAAUCCCUUGGAUAGUGCUUGUUUGUUUGUUCAACUUGACCAGGGGCGAAAAUGAUAGAAAGCCAUUGGUUCAACUUGCUAUUGAAUUCUUUGCCAAUAUGUUUUCAUCAACUCCAUCACCUGUAGAUCCAAAUCAGCUUGCAGAAAGCAAGCACAUCCUUGACCUGUUAAGGAACUGGCUAGUUGCACCAAUUAUUCAGCAGAAGCACAGGUUAGAAACUUCAGAAUGGCAACCCUUUCCUUCUGCAACUGAAAUCAAAGAUUCUGGAAUCAAAUUCAAGAAGCUGGAACAAGCUACAAGCAUCUUGGACAUCAGAUUCAGAAACGGUGUUCUUCAAAUCCCAAACUUGUUGAUUCAAGAAACAACAGAGACUAUCUUCAGGAACCUCAUCAGCUACGAGCAGUGUUCCCCAGAUUGUCCCCCUAUAGUCACCUGUUACGCCAUUGUUCUCGAUAACCUCAUCAACACUGCAAAAGAUGUUCAGAUUCUGUGUAAAAAGGAGAUCAUAGACAGUUGGCUGAAUCCAGAGGAUGCAACCCAAUUCUUCAGCAAGCUCUACCUGGAUGCUUAUGUGAAAAAGUUUUACUAUCUGGGGCUGUGUCAGCAAGUGAAUGGAUAUCGCAAACGCAGGUGGCCCAAAUGGCGAGCAGCUUAUUUGCAUAACUAUUUUGGUACUCCUUGGGCAAUUGCUUCUCAGAUUUUUGCUGCUAUUAUUUUCACUUUUACUUUCUUGCAGACCUUGUUUACCAUCAUUAAAUAAUAGGAACACCCUCUGUCUAUUACUCAGUGGCCUUAUCAUUUGUCCUGAUACAAUUGUUUGAUGGUUUAGAAACGUCCUUUUCUUAAGGAAGUUAGCAAUUUAGUCCUUGAAUUUUAUCACUAAUGACAAUCUGGUCCAUGUAGUUUAAAAAUUACACUAUUUAGUGCAUUGGUUUUGCUUUCUGAGUUCCA
Molecule: messenger RNA, 2010 nt
Organism: Manihot esculenta (cassava)
Lineage: Eukaryota; Viridiplantae; Streptophyta; Magnoliopsida; Malpighiales; Euphorbiaceae
Product: UPF0481 protein At3g47200
Exons: 2
Coding region: 557-1819 (420 amino acids)
Source: RefSeq, a predicted model, not a curated record